Molecule: messenger RNA, 2712 nt
Organism: Chelonia mydas (Green sea turtle)
Lineage: Eukaryota; Metazoa; Chordata; Testudines; Cheloniidae
Gene: PRKN
Product: parkin RBR E3 ubiquitin protein ligase
Exons: 16
Coding region: 133-1584 (483 amino acids)
Biological process (GO): protein polyubiquitination; regulation of cellular response to oxidative stress; autophagy of mitochondrion
Cellular component (GO): cytosol; endoplasmic reticulum; Golgi apparatus
Molecular function (GO): zinc ion binding; ubiquitin conjugating enzyme binding; ubiquitin protein ligase activity
Source: RefSeq, a predicted model, not a curated record
UAUGACAGCAAUCCUGCCGACUCGCCCUGCUGUUGCGUGUUCAGUCAGAGUGCUGAAGGCGAGAAUUUGAGCUGCGAGCGCGGACGGGAACGGGUGCGUGCGCGCGCUCCCUCCCCUCCCCCCACCGUGGCCAUGAUAGUUGGUUUUGUCAAAACUGUGUUCGUCAGGUUCAACUCCAGCCAUGGUUUCCCAGUGGAGGUUGAUUCAGACACCAGCAUCUGCCAGCUCAAGGAGGUGGUUGCUAAGCGACAGGGAGUUCCAGCUGACCAGUUACGUGUGAUUUUUGCAGGGAAGGAGCUUAGGAAUGACUUGACACUGCAGAUUGUAAGUGCUGGGAUAGUUCAUUACCACCAGAAGGAAGAGAACUGGGGAGAAAAGUGGCAGCCCCAGAAUGAAAGACACAGACUUCAAGAUAACUGUGACCUGGCCCAGCAGAGUAUAGUUCAUAUUGUUCAGAGUCCCCUAGACAGUGGUCAGAAAAGGACUGACGUUGAAACUGCCAACGCUGGAGGGCUGGCUGUUAUUCUGGAUACUACAGACAACAGCAUUUCCCUUCCAUCUGCUAAAUCAGGUGCAGCUAGUUACAACAGUUUUUAUGUUUUCUGCAAAAGUUUCUGCCAAACUGUGAAGCCUGGGAAACUGCGGGUCCGCUGCAGUAUGUGUAAAGAAGGGACGCUGACUCUGACAAGGGUAAGCAAGAGAAUUCAAGUUUUUAAAGAGGGUCCAUCUUGCUGGGAGGAUGUGCUGAUUCCAAACAGAAUAGCUGGCACUUGCCAAUCCCGGAACUGCCGUGGAGAUAUAGCGGAGUUUUAUUUUAAAUGUGGAGCACACCCAACUUCUGACAAUGAAACAUCUGUGGCUUUGAACCUCAUUACAACAAACAGCCGGCAUAUCACAUGUAUAACGUGCACAGAUAUUAGAAGUCCUGUGCUGGUGUUCCAGUGCUUGCAUCGCCAUGUCAUUUGCCUAGACUGCUUCCAUUUAUACUGUGUGACUAUGCUGAAUGAUCGCAAAUUCAUCCAUGACCCUGUGCUUGGCUACUCUCUCCCAUGUGUUGCUGGCUGUCCAGAUUCCUUGAUUAAAGAGCUUCAUCACUUCCGAAUUCUGGGAGAAGAACAGUACAACCGCUACCAGCGCUAUGGUGCAGAAGAGUGUGUGCUGCAGAUGGGCGGAGUGCUGUGUCCUACUCCAGGAUGUGGUGCUGGCCUGCUUCCUGAACCAGAAGUGAGAAAAAUCGUGUGUGAGCCAAGCAAUGGACUGGGCUGUGGGUUCGUGUUCUGCCGUGAAUGUAAAGAAGAAUACCACGAUGGGGAAUGCAGCACUCUCCUCAGUUCACAGGAAGCCAUAGCCCAGAAGGGAUAUAAGAUUGAUGCGCAUACAGCCAUGCAAGCACGGUGGGAGGAGGCAUCCAGAGAAACAAUCAAGAAAACAACCAAACCAUGUCCUAGUUGCCAUGUACCAAUAGAAAAAAAUGGUGGAUGCAUGCACAUGAAAUGUCCUCGAGCUCAAUGCAGAUUUGAGUGGUGCUGGAACUGUGGUUUAGAGUGGAACAGGACCUGCAUGGGAGACCACUGGUUUGACUAAUAGUUCAGUAGUGCUAAGAACAGCCAACCACUUGAUUGUUGUCUGGGUCAAAUCCUGAACUCUUUGCUUAGGCUUAACUCCCAUUGGCUUCUGGAUCAAGGAGUUCAGAAUCAGGCCUACUAUUUGUUUGUUUAUUUCCUUAUAUAUCAGAGCACACCAAAAAUUGAGCUCAGGUAAUCUUAAGAGUGUUAAACCCACAAAGGCAGGAGAAAUUCAGAUGGCCAGACUCACGAGUGCUGGCACAGGAGGGGUAAAUUAUAUCUCCCUGCACCAGGGCAUCCUACUGGUAUAUAAGGCAGGCAACGUUACCACCAGCAACUCUCCUUGGGUUUCAGUUCUUUUGGUUAUGAUCAGGGCUCCAUAAAUCUCACUGGCAAAAGCAGCAAUGUGGGUAUGCACUGAAUCAGAGCUGCCCUUUCUCAGUUAGCACAAUCAAAUUUGGGGGAAAUUCUGGCUCUUUACACCUCCCUUAGUGGAAGGGAGGCUGUGGCAAUUUUCUGCCUUUGCAGUCUUCUUCCCUGACAGAUUAUCAGCUGGGGCCCUGACUCUGACCCAGAAUCUUAGUAAAAACUGCAGACUGAGACAUCCUAGUUGUGCCUGUAUAUUUGAAACAUAUGUUAUGAAAUAUCACUCAAUAUAUUCCUUACAGAUUCAUAUCAUAUGCAGCUAUUACAGGAUUAGUGAAAGAUGCAGUUUCAGCCUUAACGCUGAAUGUUUUUGCUGUGGUGGCUGCAAAUCGGAGUAACGGUGUUAUAUGAGUGAGAUUCCUGAGAUUUUGUUUCUUUUGUUUUGCCUACCGCAAUAUUUUUGGCAUGAUAUUGGGGCAGCUUCUUGGGGCUUAUUAUCAUGAUGGUGGUUCUCUGGAGAUUUAUUAGAAUUUGGGUGUAAUUAUGAAAAAGUGUUCCCUGCAUAAACUAUCAAGGCACCUGCAUUCAUUUUGGUGAGUGCAUGUUAAUAGGAGUGCACCAGGUAUUUGCCACACCUCAAAAUCUGAACAUCCUUAUUAUCUCACCUGCUUUAAACUGUUUUGGUUUGUUUUUAUUAAACACCAAAAGGCCGGUCACAGGCUAUGUAAAGAUUUGCACAACUCACUUAAAUUACAGAAGAAGAAUAAAGCAGUUGAAAUGA